Messenger RNA from Xyrauchen texanus (razorback sucker), 3101 nucleotides. RefSeq lists its product as uncharacterized. The record is from RefSeq and is a predicted model, not a curated record. Lineage: Eukaryota; Metazoa; Chordata; Actinopteri; Cypriniformes; Catostomidae. The coding region runs from base 341 to 1075 and encodes 244 amino acids. The transcript has 3 exons.
UCCAGACUGCCAUCUGAAAUUCAAAUAGACGUGUCGAGGAGGCAUGGUUGAGCGGAGUCACGGGGGACCUUCCCGUACUCGGAAGCAGUAACGCAAGGAAGAAAAAACAAACAUAACCAAGGAGGAGUAAGCGGGCUGCAAGCGCGAUGCGUGCGCGACGUAUUUCGGUCAUGAAAGAAGUUUUUGGAACACUUAAUUUAUUUGGAUCACUUCUGUUUUACGAACUACGAAUUGGAAAAAUAAAUGAACACCGGAGUUAUCAGUGAAAUUGAAGCCCCUCUGGCAAACAACUGCCACACCUUCAUCAUCACUGUAACAGGUACUCUACACAACUGUCCAGAUGGGUUGCAGUUGCUGUAGGAUGAUAAAAAGUUACAUCUAUGACCCCUCAGUCCCUGUAGAUGUUUCUGGUCAUAAGCGGGACCCCACCACUAGCUCUCUGUAUGAGUCUCACAGAUUCCCAGAGGAGGCGGACCACAUCCACAAAAAGCAGGGUUUCCAUAACCUGGGUUAUAGCACCCACCCCAGCCCUACCAAACUCGACAUCGACAACAACCACAUAAACCGGCUCCAUGCCAAUAUUCCAGGUGAUCAGGUCAGGUCGAACCCAGAUGGAGGUGACCCCAGCGUUUACAUUCUGCAGCCUGAGGGUAAGGGGACGCCCGUAAAAUCCACUCCCAGUUUGCGUGCUGCCCCGCCCGUACAAAACGAAUUAGUGUUGGGCACAGAAGCAGGCAAGCGAGAGGAGAGAUUCCGAGACUCUGGGCUGGGCGGAGGGGGAAUGACGGAUGGGACAGAGGAAGAGGAGGAGGACAGGAGGAGUAGAGUGGCCAGUACUCCAGACACGGCCGAUGAGGAGAGCAUACAGUCGGUGGAUAUGCACACAAGCAGCACUAGCCUCUCCUCAGUGGACACCAAGCUCAUAAUAGAGGAUGGAGAUGAAACAGCUCCUUCCAUAAUGAAAGGAGAGCAGAAGAGAGAGAAAGAGAUAGAUUGUAUAAGCAUCACAGACUUGAUGGUGGCCGAGGCCUUGGCUGCCCUGGAUGCAGCGACUGCAGGAGAGGACUAUGAGUGACAGGGCUGCUCCACCAGUCAGGUGACAGAGGAUGACUCCUUACUUAAUGGAGCUGUGGGAGAUUUCCAUACUCGCUCUUUCGUCCUCUUCAUUUGAAUAUAGCCAAAAUAAUAGCUUUCAUAAGAUGAAGCUUUUCUAAAGUCAUUCUGCAGGUGUUUUUUGACUGGAAAAACUCUUUAAUGAAGACAGGAACUGCUGCUUGUUUACACAAGAGAAAUUGACCCUUUAUCAGGCUAUAGACUUGCUUGAGCAAAUUAAGGUUAUCUGUGAAUGUUUUGUCCCACAAUUCAGUGGCGUGAACAAACUCCACUCUUGAACGAAAUAGAACGGACAACUGUAGUGUGAUUUUUCCUCCGUACUGUUUUAUAUGCAUUUAAAUUCAGCAUAAUAAUGAAAUAAGCUUCUAAGAACUUCCCUGCUUUAGUGUCUGUGGAGGUGGGGCUAAAUAAAUCAGAGCACUACAUUAUUAUUUUCAUAUAUUUUCUAUACAAAGAGGUGGUAAAAAAACAAACAAGCCAGUGUCCCGGUGUGGGGUUUCUUCUGUGCUUACUGUUGUACUUUUAGAGAUGUUUUACGAUGAUCAGUUUGCUUAUUAGAAAGAAAUCAAGCUCAUAUUCAACUUAAUCAGUCUCAAAACAGAACAACAGAACAUAAUGCAAUUUCUUGUUAACACUGUGAAUAUGUCAUAGAGCUUUAGGAAGACAGUUUAUUGGUACACACAAAAGAACAGUAAGAGAUGUUUGGAGUUUGUGGGUGAAUGUCACCAAAACAUAGUUUAGUCAUAUUUCACCCCCAAAAUUAAAAGAAAUAUGAUAAAAGAAUCAUAUUUGUAUUUUCAUGACAGUUAAGCACAUUUUGCCCCCAAAUUUGCAUUACCGUAAUGCUUUAUUAUCAAUGAUGAUUCACAUUAGAUUCUUAUUACUUUAAUGCAAUAUUUAUUUUACUGUAAACCCUAAAACAAAGAUUUAAAGAAGUUUACAGCUCAAAUAAUUAACAAGUUUCAACUAUAAGUAAUAUAAGUCCACUAAUAAAAUUAUAAGCAUCACAUUUCUGCAUUUACACCCUCCAAAAAUUGGCCACAUUCACUUCCAUUGUAAGUGCAUCACUGUAACCUAGAUUUUUGGUUUUUAAAGAAAGAUUAUUUUUUGUGGUAUAAUCAAAAUUAUGCCAUAAAUGCUGUAUUAAACCCGGAAUAUUCCUUUAAUUGUCACGAAAGGUCACAAUGCAAUAUGUCACAAUGCAAAAACGUUAAUGUUGCCACACAAAAAAAGGCUCCAUAUAGUUUCAGUUUAUUUUUCAGUAUAUAUAUGUCACAUUGGAAAAUUUGCUGAAUUGUCAUGAAUAUAAUAAGUUUUUUUUUUUUUUUUUUACUUUUGGGGUAAAUAUAACCCAGACAUGUUUCUUGACAGGUUUUAUGAGAUUCACCCUCGUAUAUUUAUGUUCCUGGUAUAUUUAUGCAAUGUGUACUAUUAGGGUUGGGAAAACAGAGUUGUAUGUUAAAGCAAGGAUUAGUGUGUUGAAUCAGGCCAGUGAUGUAGUUGAUGCGCUAUGCUAUUCUAAUUCUGCUCUAAAUGAAUCUAACUACCUGAGGACUGAUGAGAAGUAACCCUACCCCUAUCACUACAUGAAGAACAUCAUAUGGAUCACAAUUCUCAUGUACAUUUCUAUUCAUAAGUGAACAAAUAUGAUGAAGUUUUCAGUGUCAAAUGAAUGUAACUUACCAGAAAUAGAUUUUUUUAUGGUACCUUUAUGAAGGUCAUGGUUUUAAUUGAGUAUUUCUAUUUGUAUACAUUGUGCCUUUCUAUGCUGGUCAAAAUAAUUUCUUUAAAAUCUGUAAAUAAGCAAAUAUAUUGAUAGACACUGAUUUUGCAUUGAAAACCAGUGCACAGUACUGUAACAUUACUAUCCAUUCUUUUGCCCUUAAAUGAACUAAUACAGAACACAGUUGAAAAUUGUCACAUGAACCAGGGAGAAAAUAAAAACAAUGUGCUUCAUCAUAAGACUUGCACAAUCUGUUGACAUUUAU